UACGUAGUUGAGAAUAUGAGUGAAAAGCGCAGCCGAUCUGUAUGGACAGAGAGAGAGAGCGAGAGAGAGUGAGCUGUGCCUAUUCCUGUGUGUGACUCUAAACGUGGUGUCCGGUGCUCCAGAGUAAAUCAUCUCUCCCGUGCAGAAGUUAUCCUGAACACGACAUCAUGACUGACAGAAAAGCCGUGAUCAAGAACGCUGACAUGACUGAGGACAUGCAGCAGGAUGCUGUGGAUUGUGCCACGCAGGCCAUGGAGAAGUACAACAUCGAGAAAGACAUUGCUGCCUACAUCAAAAAGGAAUUUGACAAGAAGUACAACCCCACGUGGCAUUGCAUCGUGGGACGAAACUUCGGCAGCUACGUGACGCACGAAACGAAGCACUUUAUCUACUUUUAUCUCGGUCAGGUCGCCAUACUGCUCUUCAAGUCGGGCUGAGAAAGGCUUUUCCGGUUUCCAUUGCACAAAUCAUGAGCUUAAGCUCCAAACCUGGACUGUGAUGCACUGAUGACUGAUGCCACAACACUCACACACAUGUACACAAGCGCACACAGACACAAACACAAACACGCGUAAACAUAACCAUACACUUGCUCACCCUGAGAAAAUGGCUAUGGAGGCUGUGCGUAAGUGCAUGGACCAUGUAUAAUAUUUAAUUUGUAUAUGUUGCUUUUCUGUAGUUGCUUUUUGAGUUCAAGCAACUUUUUUUUUUUUUUUUUUUUUUUGCUAAGUAUUUUUGCAAAGUUGAAUUAUGUUUAUUUUUUUUGCACUAAAGUUGUAUAAACCGCUUCAAUUGCUGCCUUUAAGUAAUAUUAAAGAAUACGAUAUCAUA
Molecule: messenger RNA, 831 nt
Organism: Clarias gariepinus (North African catfish)
Lineage: Eukaryota; Metazoa; Chordata; Actinopteri; Siluriformes; Clariidae
Gene: dynll2b
Product: dynein, light chain, LC8-type 2b
Exons: 3
Coding region: 168-437 (89 amino acids)
Biological process (GO): microtubule-based process; cilium assembly
Cellular component (GO): cytoplasmic dynein complex
Molecular function (GO): dynein light intermediate chain binding; dynein intermediate chain binding
Source: RefSeq, a predicted model, not a curated record